CCUAUGCUAUGGAUGAGCUGGCUCAUGACCUGGCGUCUGCCCUUGAUGAGACGUCUGAGCAGAACCGUCUAGACGAAGAGAUCUGGGACGGGCCUGGCCUGUGCCCCCGGCAGCAGCAGAGACGCCAGUCGCGCAAGCGGAGGGGUCGAAAACGCCGCUCCAACUCAAACCACUCGCUGGACUACACACGGUGCUACAGCGAGGUGUCCGAAUCCAGUCAGGAUGAGGUGGGGCUGGCCGCUGGUGGAGCAGACACUGACUCUGAUGAUGACCGGGCUGUGGUGAAACGACUCUCCUCUCUUAACGUCACGCUGAAGGGCAAGUACCACAACUGGCACGAGUCAGACUCUUUCACGGAGAAUAGCCCCGGCCAGCCACUCCGGCGAAGACGCAAGGUCAAACGUGUGACCUCAGGCAGUGCAGGGGACGUCAGCGCCACACUGCAGAAGAAGCUGAAGGUGUCGGAACCCAGGCCAGGAUCUCAGUCUCCCUCGUGUCCCCUGAAACCCCCCAGCCAACACAAGAAGCAGCGUCUGUCCAAAGCAGCUGGAGAGGAGUCCUGGCUGAGCCCUGAGGGGCGCUCGAUCCAGCACAGCCUUCGCCUGGAGGGCGGCCUUUGUAAGAAGGUGAUGGACUGUCAGACCGAGGAACACAAAGCUUCAGACGAGAACAUGACUGACAGCGAUGUGAGCAGUGUCUGCAGCAGUGAUGGGCUCUUCACCAAUGAUGAAGGACGGCAAGGUGAUGAUGAACAAAGUGACUGGUUCUACGAGGGCGAAUGUGAACAAGGAUUCCGUAUCCCCAAACUGCUCACUCGCUGUGACCCACAACUCCGAGCACCACUGGCAGGCGAGGGCCAGGGUGUAGGACAGUAUGGCUCACCCCCGUUCCUUCUGCCCAGUCGCCCAGCACAGAGAGGUUACCAUGCUCGCUUGAACCGUCUCCCAGGCAUUGCAGCUCGGUGUAUUCGUAAAGGCCGAAGAUGUUUGACAGGCAAGCAGGAGGGACCUGUAGGUGUGAUCCCAAAUGAACGAGUGAGUCACUUUGGACAGGACCCCUAUCAGAAGGAAUUACGGAGAAACUUCUGUGUGAGAGGUCAGUGCCGAGAGUGGAGUGUACUGAACCGCCUUCAACCCUUGCGCGGAUUUAACCCUUUGGUGCCUCUAUAUCCGCUGGAGGUUCUGACUGACAGUUCUCACCGGAGAUGCUCCACGCUUCAGAACAAAUCCAGGCAGACUAGUGUGCACCUUGGCUCAUUAUGCACUGGUGAUGUGAAGAGGAGGAGGAAAACAGCAACUGUUGCCAGUCCUCCCACAGCGGUGUCGUGUCACCAUGCAGACUGUGACCUGAACCUGCAGGAUACAGGCAGCAGCAAGAACACAGCGUGUAUGGACUGGGUGGAGGGCCAGAGCCGUGCUGGGUCCGGGGCUGAUAGCGCUGCCUCCCUCGAACGGGGGGACCAGUUAAUUGCAGUGUCUCCUGGAGGGAGCAGCCAGCUGUGACACAGACUGACUGAUGGACCCCACUCUGCAGAUAGCUGCAGCCUCUGAGGGGGACUUGGAAACCUGAUAUAAAAUGAGCAGUGAAUGUAAAGCUCCUGCCAGAUCUUGCAGUGAUGACCCUGCACACAGGCUGUGAAUGUGCCAAGGAUGGAGAGAGAGAGAGAGAUGGGAGUACAGUCCACCAGUGGCUUCAAGAUCUGUUUCAGCCGAUAACUCCAAAAGGAUGGACCCAAUCCGGCACAGUGAGGCAACAGGAUUAGCAGAUGGUACUCUGAAAAGGGCAUGUGAUUAAAGGAGGGGGUGUCUGCAUGAUGCCCAGAGUUGGAGCUGGCUUUCAGAUAGGGCCCUGACUGAAUUAUUGUCUUUGCUCACCUCCCUGAGCGUAUGGCACCAUAUUGUGCACCCUGUGCUGCACAUACUCACUGAGACACACUCCGUUUGUUUUGUACAGGAAUGUCGCACUGUAACAUUCAGUGUACUACAUACAAUAAGAUGUGCAAUUUCACAGAUUCAACAUCCUAAUGAUAAUGUCUGGGUUUAUUUGAAGAUCCUGUAUGAGAUGACACCAGCCUUGUCUGUGUGUGAUCGGUCUCCUUACUCAGCAUUGAUCCAUCACUGCAAUGGGAGAAUCCAUCACAGGGGUGUUUUCGCCAGUAGCUCCUGGUGUGGUGUAUGAUAUAUAUCGUGUUAUACUGAGUAGCACACAGUUUAUUAUAUAAUUGAUAACGCAUCAUGAUACAUCUCAUUCGUAAUGUUUGAUCAUUCCUGUGAAGCUGUACUCCUGUCGAAAGGGUGUUGUGAAGAUCGUUAUGAAUUCAGAACUAUCUCCACAUGUCCAUCCUGUUUCUGUGCUGUCAGACCUUUCUGUUCUAGUGGGGAGUUGUAUUAGUGUCUGUUUCUGUCGCAGCUCCCUCUCACACCUCAUCUUAUGCUCACCUUUUAUCCCAAAUUACUCAAGAUGCUUGCUAGAAAAGAUGUGAAACUUCUAACAUGCUCAAUACAUUUUUAAACAACAAUUUUAAAUGUAAAUAUUUAGGUAUAUCUAAACUGUAUGGUGAAAUGUAUUCAUCGGAUUGCCUUUUAUGCUUUCAUUAAAUUUUUUACUGGCAGUUUCA
Molecule: messenger RNA, 2617 nt
Organism: Rhincodon typus (whale shark)
Lineage: Eukaryota; Metazoa; Chordata; Chondrichthyes; Orectolobiformes; Rhincodontidae
Product: G patch domain-containing protein 2-like
Exons: 9
Coding region: 9-1502 (497 amino acids)
Source: RefSeq, a predicted model, not a curated record